AUGACAAUUCUAAAGAAAUUGGAAACAAAAAACAUUCGCGAUUUUAACCUCAAAAAAAAACGUAGAUAUUUUUCAAGUUUAAUUUCCGAGCCCAAAAACAAAUAAUAGAAUACUGGUAUAAAUAAUAUAUAAAAAUGACAACAAAGAAAAUUACAAACAAAUUAUACUACUUUCCGCGUCCGGAUAAAUGGACGACUGGAGCCGGUCCAGAAUUACCAGAGGCGUACAGAAAAUUCUGGCAUGAAUGGAGAGUCCAACAACCGGCUCCCGUUCAUUAUAUUCCUGAAGAAGGAAAAUAUAAAUUUGAUGAGCUCUUAGGUCUUCCAGUGCCAGUACAAAAUGUCCCAAUAAAGCUACUUUACCCAAAAGAAUUAGAUGAAGGAAUAUGGGGUGGAGAGGCCGUUGUACAAGGGUUUAGAAAAAAAGCAGAGGAUAAAAAGCGUGUUGCUAGAUUUUGGGUUCCACGAUUAAUAAAAUCGGUUGUAUACAGCGAAGUAUUAGAUAAACAUAUGAAAACGGUGGUAACUUAUCGUACUCUUGAAUUAAUUCAGGCUCACUAUGGUUUCGAUCAUUAUCUACUUAAGACGCCAGCCUGUGAUUUGAGAUCAUUGUUGGCACUGAGACUUAAACGUCAUAUUUUAACUGCGUUGGCGGACAAAACUUUGUAUCCAGAUGAUCCUGUUAAACGUGAAGAGGUUUACAACACAUACAAAGAAUAUUUGACUGCUUAUACAAGAGAAGAAAUUGAAUGGUACGGACUCUCAUGGGACGAAGCAAUGAAAAAGCAUCUUAAUAAGAAACGCAGCGAAAUUGUAGUCGAGCCUUUGAAAGUAAAAUAUCGAUCGGAAUUAAUCGCAAAAUUGAAAGAAGCGCAAAUUUCCGAGGCCAAAGACGUCGAAGUCGAGCAACCGGAAAACAAAUCGUGGCUCAACAAAGUUAACCCCUUUUCUAAGACCCCCAAGGCUUAA
Molecule: messenger RNA, 968 nt
Organism: Microplitis mediator
Lineage: Eukaryota; Metazoa; Arthropoda; Insecta; Hymenoptera; Braconidae
Gene: mRpL28
Product: 39S ribosomal protein L28, mitochondrial
Exons: 5
Coding region: 135-968 (277 amino acids)
Cellular component (GO): mitochondrial large ribosomal subunit
Molecular function (GO): structural constituent of ribosome
Source: RefSeq, a predicted model, not a curated record